This is a messenger RNA of Austrofundulus limnaeus, 3673 nucleotides long. It is a transcript of the gene tncb, whose product is annotated as tenascin Cb. The record is from RefSeq and is a predicted model, not a curated record. NCBI's taxonomy places the organism in Eukaryota, Metazoa, Chordata, Actinopteri, Cyprinodontiformes, Rivulidae. Gene Ontology annotation, molecular function: protein binding. Gene Ontology annotation, biological process: regulation of cell adhesion; neuron projection development.
UUUAUCAAUGGUGGACUGGUCAAGAAAGUCAUCCGCCACCGCAGAGAGACCCUGAUACCCAAGAAAACCCAGGAGAACCUGACCCUACCACAUCAUAACCAGCCGGUGGUGUUCAACCAUGUCUACAACAUCAAUGUCCCCUCCACUAACUUCUGCUCAGUGGAUCUGGACUCACCAGGAGGCACUGAGCUCAAACACAAGAGUGCCUCCAUGGACAUGCAGAACAGCGAGCACAUGGAGCACACAGUGGAUGGUGACAAUCAAAUUGUUUUUACUCACCGUAUUAAUAUUCCUAAGCAGGCAUGCGGCUGCAACACUGAGCAGCCAGACAUCAAAGAUAUCCUGAACAGACUAGAACUGUUGGAGUCAGAGCUGUCCAGUCUGAGAGAACAGUGCAGCAGUGGAGCAGGCUGCUGUGGAGCUCAAGUUACAGGGGAAGUGUCUACUAAGCCCUACUGUAACGGACGUGGCAACUGGAGUACUGAGACCUGCAGCUGCACAUGUGAACCUGGAUGGAAGGGCCCCAACUGCACAGAGCCUGAGUGCCUCAGUGACUGCCAGGACCAGGGUCGCUGUGUAGAAGGCAGGUGUGAAUGCUUUGAGGGUUUUGGCGGGGACGACUGUGGUAUUGAGAUGUGCCUGUUAGACUGUGGUGACUACGGCCACUGUGUUGAAGGGUCCUGUCUCUGUGAGGAUGGCUUCAUCGGUGAGGACUGUUCCCAGACCAACUGUCUGAACAACUGCUUUGGUCGCGGUCGCUGCAUGGAAGAUGAGUGUGUUUGCGACGAGCCAUGGACGGGCUUUGACUGCUCUGAACUCAUCUGUCCUAAUGACUGUUAUGAUCGAGGACGCUGUGUCAAUGGUACCUGCUACUGUGAAGAGCGAUUCACCGGGGAGGAUUGUGGUGACCUCAGUUGUCCUGACAACUGCAACAACCAUGGCAUAUGUGUGAAUGGCCGGUGUGAGUGUCAGAGCAACUACAGUGGAGAGGAUUGUUCAAAGCUUAUAUGCCCCAAGAACUGCCAUGAAAGAGGCCACUGCUUCAACGGGAAGUGCAUUUGUGAUCCGGGCUUUGAAGGUGAAGAUUGCUCAAUCCUCUCCUGCCCUGACAACUGCAGCAACAAGGGUCAGUGCAUCAAUGGAAAAUGUGUGUGUGACAUAGGAUACCAAGGUGAAGACUGCAGUGAGCUCUCAUGUCCCAAUAACUGCCUAGACCAGGGUCGCUGUGUUAAUGGACAGUGCAUAUGUGACAAAGGCUAUGCUGGGGAAGACUGUAGUGUCAAGACUUGUCCUAAAGACUGUCUAGGAAGAGGGGAGUGUGUGGAUGGAAAGUGUAAGUGUUUUGUGGGCUUUACAGGCAAAGACUGUAGUGAGUUGACAUGUCCCAAUGACUGCCUGGACAGGGGUCACUGUGUGAAUGGUCAAUGUGUUUGUCAUAAGGGUUUCACUGGAGAGGACUGCAGUGAGAAAACAUGCCCUAAGAACUGUUUAGACAGAGGACACUGCAUCGAUGGAAGUUGUGUGUGUUAUGAGGGAUUUACAGGGCUGGACUGCUCUGAAAUGACCUGUCCAGGAGACUGCCAGAACCAUGGGCAAUGUGUAAACGGAGUGUGCAUCUGUGACGAGGGUUUCAUUGAGGAGGACUGCUCUGAAGUUUCACCACCCAAAGACCUAACUGUCGUGGAGGUCAGCCCAGAAACUGUGGACCUGUCCUGGGAAAAUGCAAUGCGUGUGAAAGAGUACCUCAUCAGCUAUGUGCCCACCACCCCUGGAGGUCUGGAGCUUGACAUGCGGGUGCCUGGGGAUCAGAAAGAAGCCACAGUUCGAGAGCUUGAGCCUGGUGUGGAGUACUUGAUCAGCGUCUAUGCUGUACUCAACAACAAGAAGAGUGUUCCUGUUAUUGGUCGGGUGGCAACACAUCUUCCAGAGCCUGAGGGUUUAAAAUUUAAGUCAGUGCGAGAAACUUCAGUGGAAGUACAGUGGGAGCCUUUGGAUAUUCCCUUUGAUGGAUGGAAUCUCAUUUUCCGAAACACAAAAGAGGAGGAUGGUGAGAUUCUUAGCUCACUCAGCCGCCCAGAGACCACCUUUGAGCAGUCUGGUCUGGGUCCAGGACAGGAGUAUGAGGUCAAACUGGAGGUGGUGAAAAACAAUAAGCGUGGGCCUCCUGCCUCUAAGAAUGUUGUCACAAUGAUUGAUGCCCCCAGCCAGGUGAAUGUGCGUGAUGUGACAGAAACCACCGCCCUUGUGACUUGGUUCCAACCUGUGGCUGCUGUGGAUGGGAUCACCGUUGCCUUUUGGCCCAGCCUAAACCCUGUUGAUCGACAUGUGAUUGAGCUGUCCUCCACUGACACCCAGUACCACCUGGUAGACCUGCACCCUGACACCCAGUAUAAGGUGUCUUUGCUUGCCAGGAAUCGGGGACAGAGCAGCUCACCAGUGUACAACUCCUUCCUCACAAACCUGGAUGCUCCGAGAGAUCUACAGACAGUGGAUCUGACAGAUGAGAGCAUCACUCUGGAGUGGAAAAACGGUCAGGCUCAGGUGGACCAGUACCGCAUCAAGUAUGGGCCAUUAUCUGGAGGUGAACACGGAGAACUGCUCUUCCCCCCUGGACCGAAAGACUCCACUCAGGCUAAGAUCACCGGCCUAAGACCAGGAACAGAGUAUGGGAUGGGUGUGACAGCAGUGAAGGACGAACGGGAGAGUUUGCCUACCACCACUAACGCAGUAACAGCCCUGGAUGCUCCUAGAGAUCUGACUGUAGGAACAGUCACUGAGACUACCAUGAUGCUGGAGUGGAAGUGCCCUUUGGCCAAACUGGACACCUACAGAGUGGUCUAUGUUUCAGCUGAUGGCCACAGGGCUGAAGACAUAGUCACAGGCAGCUCUGAGUCACAUACACUGAAAGGCCUGAUACCUGGUAUGCUGUAUACCAUCAGCAUCACUGCAGAGAGGGGACACAGAACCAGUGUACCUGCCACUAUCUCAGCCCCUACAGACUUGGAUUUACCAAAGGGCAUUCGUUUCUCAGAUGUGACUGACACAUCUGCCACUGUUCACUGGGUGACUCCAAGAGCUCGGGUGGACAACUACCAGGUCACCUACUUACCUGCCCACGGAGGUAAUGCUAAGACGCUGACAGUGGAUGGCUCUGAGUCUCAGACAGUGCUGCCCAACCUGACACCUGGGGUCACGUAUGAGGUCACUAUUGUUGCCCUCAAAGGUCAGAGGGAAAGUGAGCCAGGAUCGGACAGUGUCACCACAGUGGCUCCAGUGAUGGAGCGUGUAUCAGGAAAUGUGGUGGAGUUUGAGAUGAGCUCUCUGACGCCGGCGACACACUACACUGUGAAGGUCUACGCUGUAAGGGACAUGGCCAAGAGCGCAGCUACUACAACAGAAUUUACCACAGAUGUGGACGCCCCUCAAGACCUUGCAGCCAGCAACAUCCAGACAGAAAACACUAUGCUCAGCUGGAAACCUCCCCGUGCUGACAUCACUGGCUACAUCCUCAGCUUUGAGUCUGCUGGUGGAACCAUUCGAGAGGUGGUUCUGAGUCCCACUGCUGUGUCAUACAACAUGGCCCAGUUGAUCGCCUCCACACAGUACUCUGUCAGGCUGCAGGCCCUUGCCGGACCCAAGAGAAGCCAAGUUAUCAGCACCACCUUCACCACCA